AUGCAACCCAUUCAAGAUGAAUUUAACAAGUUAGCUGUCUCCUUUUAUUUUCAUUUGGUUUAUGAAGUUGUCUCGAAUUCACUGUUCGGUCGGGGGGGUCAUCGGCCGAAGACGAGCAGCGUCCGCCUGCAUCUCCACGAGCCGGGCGUGGCGCCUAGCCUCCUCCGUCUUCUGCCCAGCCUCAGCUCAUCCGGCCUCCAGAGCAGCCGAGUCCAGCCCACAGGGUACCUCUUGAAACCGGACAUCGUUCGCAGGGCCCAAGGUCGUCGUGGUGGCGAGGUGACGACAUCCCCAGCUCCCAUCUACUCGUCGGAUCAUGGGGAGGAAGCGCCAGAUUGGACCGAGCUAAGCUCUCCUGCAUUGAGUCUGCAUUCUAACUGUACCUCCGUUCGAGAAUCUAGUUGCUCCUCGUCUCUUCGUGAACCGAACCCAGCUUCUUCCACAGCCUCCACAAUCUUCGGGGGUUCGAGUGGAUCGCGGCGUCACAUCAGCCUAGGGCUGGUUGGAUCCCUCACGUCCGCCUCGCCAACCGUUUCCCUCGGCUCAUCAUGUGGAGGCCUGGCGACGCUGACUAGCGAGCGCGGGGAAGACGAGUCGUUUGGAGGUAGCCGUCAAGUGGUGAGAGUUUUCGGCCAGAGUCACGCCGAAGAAUUGAGGCUCGAGGUGGAG
Messenger RNA from Protopolystoma xenopodis, 669 nucleotides. The record is from the annotation of a GenBank genome assembly. NCBI's taxonomy places the organism in Eukaryota, Metazoa, Platyhelminthes, Monogenea, Polystomatidea, Polystomatidae.